This is a messenger RNA of Ruditapes philippinarum (Manila clam), 1657 nucleotides long. RefSeq lists its product as uncharacterized. Bases 177 to 1556 code for a protein of 459 amino acids. NCBI's taxonomy places the organism in Eukaryota, Metazoa, Mollusca, Bivalvia, Venerida, Veneridae. The transcript has 3 exons. The record is from RefSeq and is a predicted model, not a curated record. Gene Ontology annotation, molecular function: oxidoreductase activity.
CCAAUUGUCUCCUUGACGAUGCCUGGACCCUCCUUGGAUUCGUUCCAUUUGCGAAUAGCUGCAAAAAGGAUCAACUAAAUUCGCUCAAUAUUGCAACCUAUCAAAAAUGGAUCGACCAUGUAAAAAAACUCAAGGAUGAAACCAUUUGCAAUCAUCGGGAUGAUUGUGGGGAACACAUGGUAUGUGAGAAAAACGUAUGUGCUUGCAGUUACUGUUACACAAUGGUGGAAGGAAAAUGCGAAGCUUCAGAUAGAAAGGUCCUUAUUUUGGGUGCUGGAAUGGCUGGGGUUUCAGCUGCAAAGGCUUUAGGAGAUAAUGGCUGCGAAAAUGUCCAAAUUCUAGAAGGAUCUGACAGGAUUGGAGGACGUGCAAAAUCUGUUAACGUGUCUGGAUACACAAUGGAACUUGGAGCACAAUGGAUUUACGGUUUGGGCUCAAAUCCUGUUGCUAUUUUAGCCCAGAAGUAUGGACUGCAAAUGAUUGAGGACUUUGAUACCUGGGUUGUACGUGACGACAACGGAACAAAUGUAACACAGACCGCAGAUGACGAAUGGUAUAACCUCGUUGAUAUAUUGGAAAAAGUAAAAGUAUUUGCACGUAAAAUGGAUAAAAAUGGUAGUCCUGAUAUCACCACACAAGCAUUGUUGCGCAAAUUUGGCUGGACACCAGACACAAAUGUGAAGAAAGCUGUAGAAGUGUAUGAACUUGAUACUGAGAGUGGAAGAGAAACACCUUCUCUUUCUGGAAAAUAUCUGGAUCAUUUAAGUGUCUUUGAGAUACAUGGCAAUGAUCAGUGGAUGAUUUCCUCUGAUCCACGGGGACUAUCGUAUAUAAUAUCUGAAUUGUAUAAAGAACUGCCAUCAAAUUAUACUACAAGUUUCAACCAAGUGAUUAAAAAAAUAAAAAAUAAGAAUGGUAAAGUAGAAGUUGAGACUGAAGGUGGGACAAAAUAUGAAGCAGAUGAUGUGAUUGUUACUUUCAGUCUUGGGGUUUUGCAAUCAAGACAGGUCUCAUUUAAGCCAGCACUGUCGGAAGAAAAGAUGCUUGCCAUUGAUAAGUUCGGAUUUGGUGAAUAUACGAUAGCGUACUUUGAAUUUUCCGAUGCCUUUUGGGAUAACGUAUCCACUUUAGUGUAUGCUUCAGCAAGACAUGGUGAAAACAGUAUCUGGUACAACAUGAACACAAUCUAUCCAGGAUGUAACAUACUACAGCUAACUUUGAUGGGGUUUGAAGCAAAUGCAGCAAGUCAUUUGAAUGACAAUGAAGUUAAAGAAAGUGGAAUGGCUGCUUUGGCUGCCAUGUAUCCUCAGCUCAGUAUACCUCAACCAGACGCUUUUGUUAGAUCAGACUGGCUUACGAAUCCUCUCACAAAAGGAUCAUUUAGCUACUGGACGCCUGCUUUUAGACCAGAGGAUAGGAUGAAUCUUGGGAAAUCAGAGGGUAAUAUACACUUUGCAGGGGAGCACCUCGGCUUAAAAACUCAUGGGUUCUUAAACAGUGCGUAUAAUUCUGGACAAGACACAGCACAACGCCUCGCUAGAAGCGUGAGAAAUUAAAAUAUAAGCUUAUAAACACAAUCUAUUACAACAAUGAUUUUUUUCCGAUUAGAGAAUUAUUCUUUGUUUACCGACAUCGAAAAUAAAACAUUACAAUGAAA